AUGAUUCGCGUCCAUGCGAUUGUAGCUGUACUGAAGGCUGCAAGAGUUUGGGAGGAGAUGCAGGGAACAUCGCAUAGGAGAGAAUAAUUCAUAAUGAUCAUAAUUUACCCAUAGAAAACUCAAGUAAGAAGAGGUAAAUGGAAAGCGAAAUGUACUAAAUGCGUUUUGAAAUCAUGAACGCCGCAGGCAAGGUGAGAUUAUGCGCGUCACUUUUCAUGUGGCUUGGAAUAGUUACCUGGAUUGGAAAUAUGAAGUUGCAUCUUUGGUUCGUAUUUGUCCAGCAAUCUACUGAACGGGACGUUGUACUUUCUGUUGCAAACGAGCAGGUAAAUAUUUCUAAAAGACACGCGCCGGUGAACGCAGGAUGGAGCGAUGGAAAAACUUUUAGUAUUCUGGAAAACGCGAUCGAGCACCGGGUCUUCUGGAGCGCGUGGCUGGAUGGUCUCUCCACUCGUGUUUUUGACGUGGAGCACGAGAGGAAGUGGAGAGAGCAGGUCCGGGACGCUCGGGUGGUUGUGCUGGAAGCGGGGUGCGGCAGACCCACAAACCGUCUAGCGACCUUCGCCGACGGCACGAGAGCAUGCGUGCGAUACGGCAUCGACGCGGAUCAAGUGCUGGGAGAAACGCUCUCGUAUUAUCUAGCGGAACUGCUUGGGAUUUCCAACCUUCCGCCUUUGGCGCUUUCCAAACUGAACUUGUCCAGCGAGCAGUGGGCAAGUGUGCGAGGAGAUAUCGAGGCGUUAGAGUGGUCGCCAAAUGCCAUUGUUUCUCUCACUGAGUUUAUCCCAAAUGUCACUGGAGUGUUUAUUCCAUUGCAUUUGCGGAAACAGCAAGGAGCAAGUCUGCAACUCUCUGCUGAGAAUGUAUCCAACGUGACGGUAACGUAUCUGGUUGAGCUAAUGCAAUGGAGUGAUCUAGUCAUAUUUGAUUAUUUAACAGCCAACUUUGAUCGAAUUGUCAGUCACAUUUUCAGUCUUCAGUGGGACGCGCGCGUGAUGGAGAGGACCACUAAUAACCUUCUCAAAACAAUCAACGGACAUUUGCUUUUUAUUGAUAACGAGGCAGGGCUUGUUCACGGAUACAGAGUGCUUGACUUGUGGGAACGAUAUCACCGGCUACUGCUGGGUUCGUCGUGUAUUUUUCGCAGAAGUUCAGUCCGGCGUAUUUCUGAGUUGAAGCGCUCCGGAAACAGCGGGAAGCUGCUGUGUGAACUGUACCUCGCGAGGGAACCGUUGGCGCGCGAGCUGGGCUGCCUGUCUGAAGAGCACGCGCUUACGUUGCAGAACAGGAUUGAUGUGGUUUACAAACACAUUAAGCAGUGCGCAGAAAUCAUGUAGACAUUUGCGAGUUAAGGUUUUUCUGUUUGUAGGUGCUAAAAAUACAUUGCUGUCUGUACUGUUAUCGUGUCAUUCCAAUGUGAAUUUUAAUGCUUAGCAGAAUUAAUGAAUAACGUGGCAGAAUAGGGAUUAUUAUAAUAACAAUUAUUGUUUAGUCUAUGGGUCGAAACAUUCCCCCUAUCCUGCUGAAAAAUAAAUAAGUAAAUAAGAUCAUAAA
Molecule: messenger RNA, 1554 nt
Organism: Carassius gibelio (silver crucian carp)
Lineage: Eukaryota; Metazoa; Chordata; Actinopteri; Cypriniformes; Cyprinidae
Product: four-jointed box protein 1-like
Exons: 1
Coding region: 159-1337 (392 amino acids)
Biological process (GO): cell-cell signaling
Source: RefSeq, a predicted model, not a curated record